CGGAAAUUGACGUAUCGACAUCGAUUGUCUUUUUUCUUUCGGGUUUUCGUCAUUUCCACAGGUUCAUAACUCGAUCAUCGACAAAACAAACGAAUCAAAGGCGUUGAGAAACAGAAAAAAGACAAAAGAAUGAACAGGGGUGGUUGCGAUCAAGGCACGCUGCGAUUUGAGAUAUUAAUCGAGAGAUAGUGAAUUGUUUUGGGGUAAAAAGCAAUUUUUUUCGUGUAAAAAAAUAAGGGUAAUCAUGUUUACCGGGUCAAGGGAAGGUAUUUUAGCUUUGGAACUGGAAAGAAAUAUUAGAUCGAUAGCUGGAAAAGUCCAAACAUCAAAUCCGUCUGCAAACAAGAGCACACCACUUCAAAAUCCCAACCAAGGAAUAGCCACACUAAUUGUGAUGAUAGCAGUACUGACAAUCAUUAUUUUGUUCUGUUGUUUCUCCGCACCUGGCAUCAGAAGUCUCUGUAAAAGAUAUAUCUUCAGAUCGUGUCCUUAUGAUGAUCCUAGUAGUGAUAAUGCUAGCACAUCGGCCAGAGACACAUCCACUCCCACAGUGAUCCUCCUCCCACACGGCAGAAUGCUCGUAGUCGACAGAAACGUUUUCAACCACCUCCAAGUGGACCAUUCAGGCUUGGACCUUCUGGAACUGAGCGCCAACAUCAUCAGGCAUCACCAGCAAGUAACCGGAAGCACUCCCAGCAUUCUGGGCAGUGAUACCACCUCCAAGGGACUGUCACCAACGUCCCUAGACCAUGGACCUCCACUCUACGAGGAUAUUUUCGGUGAUUUACCUCCUUCGUACAGCGAGGUGAGUCUGGCGAUGAAAAACCAGAAGAACGAGGGGUGUGUAGUGGUGGAAAUGGGGGUGAUUAGUGAACAGGGUGGUGGUGAUAGGGGAAGGGAGGGUGAUAUGGACGGGGAGGAAGGGGAGAAUAGAGUUUAGUAUGACUGUGAUCUUGAUUCGGACAGGUUUUAUAUAAAAAAAAAACAUUUUUUGACAUUUUUCCUUUUUUUUUCUAGGAAAUUGUAUGUUUUAACGUGAAUAUACACUUUUUUACCACUCUAAAUGCAAGUUUUAUUAACCAUUGAGUAUAAAUCAACGGUUAAGAAAAAAAAUUAUAAAAAUAUUACAAACUGCUUUUAAAAAUGUUAUUAAAAUUUGAUUCAAAAGUCUAAAAAGAAGUUUUUUGUUUUAAAUACAAGUAUUAGUUUAUACAAAAUGUGUAUUAAAUAAAUUCAAGUAUGUAUUUUCAAUAGUUGUAGAUCUGGGCAAAAGAAUACUUUUUUCUAUUUACUGUUUCUAAAAUACAGAGUGGUCCGAACUGUAUUCCGGAGCAUAUUCUGCAGAUAAAAAUAAGUAAAAAAGUUCAUAUAAAUAUAUGUCCUAAAAUGCUUAGUUUCGGAGAUACAGGGUGUAGAAUUUUCAUUUUUAUUUCGAUUUUUUCCAAAUAAUUUCCAAGCAAUGUCAAUAUUUGGAUAAAAAUUGGUGUCUGGAAGUUUUUUGACAUGAGAAAUUUGAUUUUGAUGUCAAUAUGACUCCGUGUUUCUCAACUUAUUCGACGUGCUGUGUUGCCACAUGGACAAGCUUUGAUACACAGCCAAGGAAUUUUUGUACGAUGAACCUGUGACACUAAAAAGUUUUUUUAAAUACCCAAAAAGUGUCAAUAUAAAUGUUGAUCAAAAAUUAUUUGGUCUGAAGAAUUAAGCCUUUUAGUGCAAGCUCAAGGAAAUAUUCUGAGAAAAUUUCACAUGAACAUGCAGCUUUAAAAUGUUUCAAAAAUCUACAAAAACAUUUAAAGAAAAACACACAAAAUUUUUAGCAUUUAUUUUACCUGAAAAAAUACAUAAGCGUGCUUCUAGGGUCGAAAUAUUAUUAUUACCAGUUAAAACAUUUUUGGACUUAUUUAAUAAACAUCUAGUAUACCUAAAUGGCAUUUUAUUGAUAUUAUAACUAGAAAUUGUUUACUUGUAGUGUUAAUAUUUUUUAAAAUAUGCCUUUAGAUUGAUAAAUAAUGUAUUUUGGUUUAAAAUGUAUAAUUUUCUGUUGUAACUCCUAUAAAGGUUCCAACCUACAGUGAAUAUGUUUAUUAUCUAGUCUAUAAUGAUGUUGAAAUAUUGUUGUUGUUGUUGUUUUUUGUAUGUUUUCAAGAAUAAUAAAAUUUAGUAUUCGAUUGUU
Messenger RNA from Sitophilus oryzae (rice weevil), 2173 nucleotides. RefSeq lists its product as uncharacterized. The record is from RefSeq and is a predicted model, not a curated record. The coding region runs from base 245 to 940 and encodes 231 amino acids. Lineage: Eukaryota; Metazoa; Arthropoda; Insecta; Coleoptera; Curculionidae. The transcript has 3 exons.